AUGUCCAAAAGUCUCGGCAAUAUUAUCGACCCCUUCAUUGAAGAAGCAGUUCUCACCCUUUAUCCUGGUUCAGGCCGGGCUUCUUUCAACUCUACGGAAAUUAUUUCGGCCACUUGUCUACAUUCUCGUCCUCCGCAUACAAGUUCGCCAUUCUCAGAGGGCACAAACCAGACCUUUGAUGAUAUGGUUCUCAAAUCGGUAGUCAUACCUUCUGAUGAUAUCUGUCGCGAAGGCCUCCGCUAUGUCCUGUUACGCUGCAGUGCGCUGUCCGCCGAUUCGGAUUACAGUCGCAAAGCAGCCGUUGAGCAAAUCAACACUGAACUCGUUAAUUGGUUGGGCAAUCUUCUAUCCAGUUGCAUAAUGUAG
Messenger RNA from Protopolystoma xenopodis, 366 nucleotides. Lineage: Eukaryota; Metazoa; Platyhelminthes; Monogenea; Polystomatidea; Polystomatidae. The record is from the annotation of a GenBank genome assembly.